Molecule: messenger RNA, 1050 nt
Organism: Molossus molossus (Pallas's mastiff bat)
Lineage: Eukaryota; Metazoa; Chordata; Mammalia; Chiroptera; Molossidae
Gene: SULT4A1
Product: sulfotransferase family 4A member 1
Exons: 7
Coding region: 102-956 (284 amino acids)
Biological process (GO): sulfation
Cellular component (GO): cytoplasm
Molecular function (GO): sulfotransferase activity
Source: RefSeq, a predicted model, not a curated record
CCUGCGGAGCGCCGCGGCUGGGCGGGCGUGGGCGCGUGCGGUGCGGUGCGGUGCGGGCGCGGGCGCGGGGCGGCGCGGCUCGGGGCCGGGGCGGCGGCGGCAUGGCGGAGAGCGAGGCCGAGACCCCCAGCACCCCGGGCGAGUUCGAGAGCAAGUACUUCGAGUUCCACGGCGUGCGGCUGCCGCCCUUCUGCCGCGGGAAGAUGGAGGAGAUCGCCAACUUCCCGGUGCGGCCCAGCGACGUGUGGAUCGUCACCUACCCCAAGUCCGGCACCAGCUUGCUGCAGGAGGUGGUCUACCUGGUGAGCCAGGGCGCCGACCCCGAUGAGAUCGGCUUGAUGAACAUUGACGAGCAGCUUCCGGUCCUGGAGUACCCGCAGCCGGGCCUGGACAUCAUCAAGGAGCUGACGUCGCCCCGCCUCGUCAAAAGCCACCUCCCCUACCGCUUCCUGCCCUCCGAUCUGCACAGCGGCGACUCCAAGGUCAUAUACAUGGCUCGGAACCCCAAGGACCUGGUGGUGUCCUAUUACCAGUUCCACCGCUCCCUGCGCACCAUGAGCUACCGGGGCACGUUCCAGGAGUUCUGCCGGAGGUUCAUGAACGACAAGUUGGGCUACGGCUCCUGGUUCGAGCACGUGCAGGAAUUCUGGGAGCACCGCACGGACGCCAACGUGCUUUUCCUCAAGUAUGAAGACAUGCACCGGGACCUGGUGACAAUGGUGGAGCAGCUGGCCAGGUUCCUCGGGGUGCCCUGCGACAAGGCGCAGCUGGAGGCCCUGACCGAGCACUGCCACCAGCUCGUGGACCAGUGCUGCAACGCCGAGGCCCUGCCCGUGGGCCGGGGGCGCGUCGGGCUGUGGAAGGACAUCUUCACUGUGUCCAUGAACGAGAAGUUCGACCUGGUGUACAAACAGAAGAUGGGGAAGUGCGACCUCACGUUCGACUUUUACUUGUAGCUCCAGCAACAGCAGCCCUGCAUGCUCACUGUCCCCAGACACCUCGCUACAGUCCUGUAGGCACGCACUCACCUCGCCGGGCCAGCUCCGGGAG